This is a messenger RNA of Filobasidium floriforme, 1663 nucleotides long. RefSeq lists its product as uncharacterized. The transcript has 3 exons. The coding region runs from base 92 to 1624 and encodes 510 amino acids. The record is from RefSeq and is a predicted model, not a curated record. NCBI's taxonomy places the organism in Eukaryota, Fungi, Basidiomycota, Tremellomycetes, Filobasidiales, Filobasidiaceae.
GGUCUCCCUCUACCGGUAUUCGUCCCGUCCCAUCGAGCACAGCGUCCCGACUGACUACUCGGACCCUACUGCCGGCCUGACCCACCUGGCGAUGACCAAGAUCCCUUCCUCCCUCUCGUCGUCCUCUUCAUCACCAUCCCACCCUGAACGUUCUCUCGGCUCGGUCCUCAUCAACUACGGCGGCCCAGGCGUCUCUGGCUACACCUCGUCCUUCACGUUCGGCAAAAACAUCCACCGCUCGAUCGGAGGCAAGUUCGACGUCAUCUCCUGGGACCCUCGAGGGAUCGGUCGGACGAGGCCCGUAGUGGAUUGUUGGGGCGGGGAAUUGGAAGCAUCGGUCGUCAAGGCAAACAUGCCCGAAGAGUUAGGCUUGGAGGUCCUCCCCCGGCUCCAGCUUCACCACAACGACUCCUCCUCCUCAUCGUCCUCCAGCCCGGACCCGAUCCUGACGUUCCAACUCGAACGUUUCCUCGCCCAAAACAAACUCCAAGCAUCCCGCUGUGCCUCUUCGAACACUUCCAAUGCCGAAAUGUUGAAACACCUGGGGACGACGACCUUGAUCAAGGAUACCGAACGUAUCAACGCCGUGCUCGAAGGCCCCGAGGCCAUGAUCAACGGGAUAGGUGGGAGUUACGGGACGAUCUGGGCGGCUUACCUGUUAGGAAUGUUGCCUGGGAAAGUGGGCAAGGUCGUCGCUCAUGGAGUGGCCGAUCCCGUCAUGUGGGCGACAGAACACUACGAAUCCUACGACCUCCUCGACGUACUCUUGACGGACGCCGAGAAAUCGCUCGAAGCAUUCUACCGGGCAUGUUACGACGCUGGACAGACCGACUGUCCGCUCGUCCGGUCACGAGAUCACAGUUGGAGGGACAUACAGAGGAGGGUGGACGGGUUCCUCGAGGACGUCUACCAUGCGCCGUUGGCUGCGUGGGAGGCUCGUAGACCCGGUUUGGUUACCAGUGGAUAUAUCCGACAAUCGCUCUUCCAGACGCUGCAACUGCCGUCGCUCUGGAAACCGUUCGCCUCGGCCCUAUCCGACGCGAUGUACAACUCCAAGUCGACGGCCCUCCGGGACUUCUUGCUGCCUCCGACGUCCGUGUUGAACCAGGUCAGACUCGGCCAGACGGGUCAGAGCGACCUCAGCCGAUUGGCAGUCAGCUGUGCAGACGCGCCGAGAUACCGAGAGAACGAAAAGUUGCCCACCCCAGAGGGGAUGGCUAGUCGGCUGGAGAGGAUCAGAAGGGAAACUUCGCCUACCUUUGGAGCUACCGUGGCCAUGAUGGAACAACACGGCGGCUGCCAGUUCUGGCCUCAAAGCGACAAGCCCGCCGAGAGGUUCGAAGGCCCGUGGAAUACCACCCUCGCGAACCCGGUCUUGAUCAUGUCCAACGUCUACGACCCCAUCACCCCCUCGAUCUCUGGCGAGAAGAUGUCCGCCUUGUACGGCAACAUGUCUCGUCAUGUCGUCACGGAAUCGUUCGGCCACUCUUACCUCGCCUGGCCGCAGAGGUGCUGGUCGGGGGUCUUGACCGAUUACUUUGAACGUGGGAUUCUUCCUGAAGACGGACACCUGUGUCGGGCGACGGCAAACGAGACGAACGUAUUCAGAGAUUACAAACCGUGAUCGUCGACAUGAAACAACAGGCAGGUAGGGUAGACACCC